Molecule: messenger RNA, 240 nt
Organism: Lindgomyces ingoldianus
Lineage: Eukaryota; Fungi; Ascomycota; Dothideomycetes; Pleosporales; Lindgomycetaceae
Exons: 2
Molecular function (GO): GTP binding
Source: RefSeq, a predicted model, not a curated record
AUACUGGGUAUCAUAGACAAGCUCCGUGAGCUCGGAAUCAGUGAGAACGUUUCUCUGCCCCAGCUCGUUGUUGUUGGUGAUCAGUCAAGCGGAAAGUCAUCUCUCCUCGAGGGACUCACUGGGCUGUCAUUCCCUGUAGCCAGUGAGUUGUGUACCCGCUUCGCCACACAGAUUGUGUUGCGUCGUGCGCCAGUCGAGGAAGCAGAAGUGCGCAUUACCAUCAUCCCUGGCCCAGAUGCC